AUGGCGAUGAUAAGCUUACUUGAAGCCUUCAUAGCAUCCCUUUUCUUCCUUGUAUUCCUAUAUUUCUUCCUCCACAAGAAAUCUCACGGCGGUCCUAUUCUCAAGAGCUGGCCGUUCCUCGGGAUGCUUCCAGGGAUGCUCGUCCAACUCCCUCGUAUCUUCGACUGGACCGCCGAGGUUCUUGAGGCCACAAAUCUGACGUUUUCGUUCAAAGGGCCAUGGUUUAGUGGAACAGACUUGUUGUUCACGGCUGAUCCAAAGAAUAUCCAUCACAUUCUAAGCACAAACUUUGGGAAUUACCCUAAAGGGCCUGAGUUCAAGAAGAUCUUUGAUGUUUUGGGAGAUGGAAUCUUAGCCGCUGAUCUGGAGUUGUGGGAGGAUCUGAGGAAGUCAAGUCACGCCUUAUUUCACCAUCAAGAUUUCGAGAAGCUCUCAGUAAGUACCAAUACAAGUAAGCUAAAGGAAGGUCUUGUUCCUUUUCUUGAUAAUGCUGCUGCGAAAAACAUUAUCAUAGACUUGCAAGAUUUGUUGCAUAGAUUCAUGUCUGAUACUUCUUCGAUUUUGAUGAUUGGUUAUGAUCCAAUGUCUCUAUCAAUUGAAACGCCGGAAGUUGAGUACGGUGAAGCAGCGGAGUUCGGUGAAGCAGCGGAUCUCGCUGAAGAAGCCAUCUAUUAUAGACAUUUCAAACCGGUGAUGUUGUGGAGGCUUCAAAACUGGAUUGGUGUUGGACUUGAGAGGAAGAUGAAAAAUUCUUUUUUCAGUUUCAAUCAAAUUGUCUGA
Messenger RNA from Microthlaspi erraticum, 780 nucleotides. NCBI's taxonomy places the organism in Eukaryota, Viridiplantae, Streptophyta, Magnoliopsida, Brassicales, Brassicaceae. The record is from the annotation of a GenBank genome assembly.